This is a messenger RNA of Megachile rotundata (alfalfa leafcutting bee), 2092 nucleotides long. RefSeq lists its product as uncharacterized. The record is from RefSeq and is a predicted model, not a curated record. NCBI's taxonomy places the organism in Eukaryota, Metazoa, Arthropoda, Insecta, Hymenoptera, Megachilidae.
CCUCCACAUCUUCAGGACUCAGGGGUUUACAUGUUGCGAUCUCUCCAUAAAGGAUUAAACAGAGGACAAGUUGAAACAUAGUCAUCUGAAAUUAAAUUAUUCAAUAUGAUGAUCUUUAUACAGCCUCAAGUGUCACUAGCGAUUUUCCAAUGUCCAAAAUUUUUUUGGUCCACGUUGUUUCCACCUAAACUUCACUAACGUCUUUUCGAGUCUGACUAGUGAUAACGGUCCGUUCUUAUUUUAUACUAGCUACCCAAAGAAUUAUCAUUGUCCUGCUAACAGACGAAAUACCAAGAAGUUCAUAAUACAGUACCUGAAGAUCUUCAACAACGUGCGCUCUUCCAAGGAACAGAAUUCUAACAUCCAAAACAUACUAACAGUUCUGGAUCGCGCUGAAAUUCUUCCGGGACUAAUUUCGCAGUUAGUGGGUUGCUAACAAUAUUGAAAUGUUUAGCGAUCGAUUUAGCAACUUCUAUAUAACUCAAGCUAUAAAAGAACGAGCAACACCUUCUGCUUUCUUAGUUCUCCAUUCUCGUCGAGCGCUAUUCAUUCACUUGGAAUUAGAUUUCAAAUUUACAAUUACGUUCAGUUUUUGGAUCAGUGAUCUACGGUAAAAAUGAGAUCCUUAGUUCUUUACAGUUUGAUACUUUCAUCAAGUAUUAUACUACGUAUCAAAUGCGACGACGUGGAAACAACUUCAAUCACUCCAGAGUCUGCAUCUAACGCAUCUGAUACUGAUACUGAAGUUUUCAUGUUCAUAUUAAACAAUAAUAAUGAUACGGAAAAUGAUGCUAAUGACACUGCAUCUAAUUCGACAAUCAGUUUGGGAGAACCUUUUGGAUUAAUAAUUGAGACACGUUCCAAACGUGAUUCUACGAAUGAGUCUUCAGCAACGAGUACCAUAGAUUCAACAAUAAACAAGACACAAGAAGGUGUGAAAGAUGACUCAGAUGUCAAUCAAACAUCCACUAGAUUUGAAGAAUCGAUUAGGGAGAUGUUCUUAGAGCCUUGGGGUCGUGCCAAACGUGACACCUUAGAAGAAGACGCAAGCGUACCAAAUAGUUCAGAUGCACCGCUUCCGGAUAAUUCCAGUGAAUCUAUUCAAGAUCAGAACUUAAACGAAUUUGCCAGCGACCAUGAUGUAACUGUAGAAGGUAAUAGCGCAUCGGACGAGUCCUCUUCGACGAGUGAAGAGGAUCGAGAAGAAAGAGACGUUGGACAAUCAGAAGAAAAUUUAGAGGAAGGUGAAUAUCGUUAUAGAACGCAUCCUUAUUGGUAUCGUCAACCCAUCGUCAGAAGAUAUUGGGCCAGCCAAGAACGAAAACCAUCUCGUGAUUUCAUAAAAAUUCCCAUAUUCCCUGGGAAAUAAUAUUCAUUCGUAGUAAUAGACUGAUGCUAUUAACUACAGUAGACCUUCGUUAUAUUGCCAACGACAGUGUAGGAAUAGAAAAUAUUUGAAAUUGCUGGAGUUGAAUGAAAAUUUUCUUUUUCUAUAUCGCAAGAGUUUUUGUAGAUACAUGAAAGUGGCAAUGUAACGAUAGACUUAUGUAGUUUCAUAUUUAAUUCAUUAUUUAAACAAUUUUUUUAUACACGAAUUGCAAAUGGCUUUUUAUUUAUCAUCAAUGACAUUAAGUACUUUUGUAUCAUGAAAUAGAUAUAGUAAUUAUCAUUAUUUAAUCACACAAGGUGUCAUAACUAUUCAUUUUUUAAUAAAAAUUUCAGUUUGACAAAUUUUAAUAUAAUUCUUCAGAAUUAAUGUAAAACCAGCUUCUGGAAUUUGAUGAAUUAUAAAUAACUUAUCUGAAAAAUAAAAAUAAUUGAAGUUGGAACCAUGAGAGGUUUCCAUAGAAGCCUAAAAUUUUAAAAAAUAACUAAAAAUAGCUAAGAAACAUUAUUAUUAUUUGUCAAAAUGGAAUUUUUACCGAAAAAUUAUUGCUUUUAAGAAUAAAGUAUUAUUUAUUUAAAGAAAUAACACUUUGUUGCAAAUAGUCAAUAUUUCUUGUUUAAAUAAUGGCCAACUCUGUCUUAAAAAUAAUACUCACAAUUGCGUGACUAACGAAUGUUUGUAAUAAAUGAAGGUUAAAUAAGUUCA